Messenger RNA from Vigna unguiculata (cowpea), 2468 nucleotides. Its product is annotated as cellulose synthase-like protein H1. Gene Ontology annotation, molecular function: cellulose synthase (UDP-forming) activity. Gene Ontology annotation, biological process: cellulose biosynthetic process. Gene Ontology annotation, cellular component: membrane. The record is from RefSeq and is a predicted model, not a curated record. NCBI's taxonomy places the organism in Eukaryota, Viridiplantae, Streptophyta, Magnoliopsida, Fabales, Fabaceae.
UAGGGUCUGUCACAAUAUAAAGCCACAUUCACCCCAUUUCGGCCAUUGAGUCAUCCAUUGAUUUCCUGAACAUGGCGAAUGAAAAAAGUCUCCCUCUUUAUGAUAAAACUUGGGUGAAGCACACGUUUUCAAGAACAAUGGAUUCCUUCAUUCUGCUCCUCCUUCUCCUGCUUCUUGCUUAUCGUAUUUUCCGGCAUGACAGCAACACCUUCCUUUUCUUCGUUACCGUCACAUGCGAAUCAUGGUUCACUUUCGCUUGGAUUCUCGUCAUCAACACCAAAUGGUCUCCUGCACACACCACAACCUACAUAGACCGUCUCUUGCUUCGGGUACCUGAGGCUGAGCUUCCAGCAGUUGACCUAUUUGUGACAACUGCAGACCCUGUGCUUGAGCCACCUAUCAUCACAAUCAACACUGUGUUGUCUCUGUUGGCACUUGAUUAUCCUACCAACAAGUUAGCUUGCUAUGUUUCUGAUGAUGGAUGCUCCCCUCUUAACUUCUAUGCCCUUCUCCAAGCUUCUAACUUUGCUAAGCUUUGGGUACCCUUUUGUAAGAAGUACAGCAUUCAACUCAGAGUGCCCUUCAGAUACUUCUCUACCAACACCAAUCCUGCAAACAAUCAAGAUUCACCGGAAUUUGUUCAAGAAUGGCGAAGACUCAAGAAUGAGUAUGAGGACCUCUGCAGUAAAAUUAUGAAUGCAGCACAAGAUUCCAUUCCACUUAUAGGAGAAUUUGCCAUCUUCUCUGAUACACAGCUUAAAAACCAUCCAACCAUAAUUAAGGUAAUUUGCGAAAACAAAGGUCUUUCAGACGAGUUGCCACACUUAGUGUACGUAUCUAGAGAAAAGAAGCAGGAACAUCCCCAUCAUCAUAAAGCUGGUGCCAUGAAUGUGUUGACAAGAGUUUCUGGAGUGAUGACAAAUGCUCCUUUUAUCCUGAACGUAGACUGUGACAUGUAUGUUCAUAAUCCAAAGAUUGUUCUACACGCCCUCUGCAUUUUGCUAGAUUCAAAGGGAGAGAAAGAAGUUGGAUUUGCACAAUGUAUACAGCAAUUCUACGAUGCCUUGAAGGAUGACCCUUUUGGAAAUCAACUUGUGGCAACGUUUCUGUACCUAGGUGGUGGGUUAGCAGGGAUCCAAGGAAUAUUUUACGUAGGAACAAAUUGCUUGCACAGAAGACAAGUAAUUUAUGGCCUUUCUCCUGAUCAUCACAUUCGAAAUGGAAAGAAGCAUGAUGACAUCACUGAUGGGAAACUCUCAGAAAAGGAAAGAAUAUUUGGAAGUUCAAAGAGGUUUGUGGAAUCAGCUACUAAUGCUUUGGAAGGGAAGACAUUGGCUUCUAAUAAUAAUAUUUGGAAAAAUGUUGAGGCAGCGAAAGAAGUUGGUACUUGUGAAUAUGACUACGGCACUGCUUGGGGUAAACAGGUGGGUUGGAUGUAUGGAUCAACAUCAGAAGAUGCACUUACAGGACUGAAAAUUCACGCAAAAGGUUGGAGAUCUGAAACUUGUUCACCAGAGCUUAUACCGUUUAUGGGUUGUUCACCUCAAGAUGUGAUAAAUGUAAUGAGUCAACAAAAGAGAUGGACCUCAGGGUUGCUUGAUAUUCUCCUAAGCAAAAACAAUCCAAUUUUUUUAACCCUGUUUGGUAACCUCCAAUUCAGACAGUGCUUGGGCUAUCUUUGGGUAAUCACUUGGGGCUUACGAUCUGUUCCUGAAAUAUGCUACACUCUUCUCCCUGCUUAUUGCAUCAUCAACAACUCUACUUUCUUGCCCAAGGAACUUGGACAAUGGAUUCUUGUGACUAUGUUUGUGAUUUACCACAUAACUACUCUUGUAGAGUACUUGAGAACAGGGUUGUCAAUGCGAACAUGGUGGAACAGUCAAAGAAUGGCAAGGAUAACCACCACGAAUGCUUGGUUUUUUGGAUUUUUGUACGUCCUACUUAAGCUAUUCAAAAUAUCAGAUAAUAAUGUGUUUGAAAUAACAAAAAAAGAGCAACCAUCAUCCAACGAGGGUGCUAACGAAAACAACGGUAGAUUCACUUUCAACAAUUCUCCAAUUUUUGUGCCUGGCACAACUAUUUUGCUUAUUCAACUCAUAGCACUGGUUACCAAGUUGUUGGGAUGGGAAACACCUGUUAGAAAUGGUGAUGGAUCUGGCAUAGGAGAAGUGUUUUGCUGUUCUAUUUUGGUUGUGUGCUACUGGCCAUUUUUCAAAGGUUUAUUUGGCAAAGGAAAAUAUGGAAUUCCCUUAUCCACCGUAUGCAAGUCAGUGCUCUUGACUUUCCUUUUCGUGUACUUUUGCAGAGCUUAUUAAGAUGAUCUGUUAUUUUACUUUUUUAGAAUAAUAAUGAUAUUUUGAUUUCUAUAAUCUGACUCAUAUCUUGUAUAUGUGGUUUAUUAUUGGACAUUAAUAAUGUUCCACACUAAAUCAAAUCAGAGAGUACAAGAUGAGAGUUAAAUUCUGGAA